Molecule: messenger RNA, 2644 nt
Organism: Copidosoma floridanum
Lineage: Eukaryota; Metazoa; Arthropoda; Insecta; Hymenoptera; Encyrtidae
Gene: Ant
Product: ADP/ATP translocase
Biological process (GO): mitochondrial ATP transmembrane transport; negative regulation of mitochondrial outer membrane permeabilization involved in apoptotic signaling pathway; mitochondrial ADP transmembrane transport
Cellular component (GO): mitochondrial inner membrane
Molecular function (GO): ATP:ADP antiporter activity
Source: RefSeq, a predicted model, not a curated record
AGCUCGAACUGGUGCUGAGGAGUGCACAAGCUCGCUCACUCGUCGUCCGGCGCGCGUCCGAUACAGGAGUCAAAUCUCUCCUCUCUUCCUCACGCUUUUUUAACCCGUGUACUAAUACUCACACCAGCCAAAACCCACCCACUCACACACACACAAAAUGUCUGGUCUCGCGGAUCCCGUGGCUUUUGCCAAGGACUUCAUCGCCGGUGGUGUUGCCGCUGCUAUCUCCAAAACCGCAGUAGCGCCAAUUGAGCGUGUCAAAUUGUUGCUCCAGGUCCAGCACAUCUCGAAGCAGAUUGCCGAGGAUCAGCGCUACAAGGGUAUGGUCGAUUGUUUCGUCCGUAUCCCAAAAGAACAAGGUUUUCUCAGCUUCUGGCGCGGUAACUUCGCCAACGUCAUCCGUUACUUCCCAACGCAGGCUUUGAACUUCGCGUUCAAGGACAAGUAUAAGCAGGUCUUUUUGGGAGGAGUUGACAAGAACACCCAGUUCGGACGCUACUUCUUGGGUAACUUGGCAUCUGGUGGUGCUGCCGGAGCCACGUCCCUGUGCUUCGUCUACCCACUUGACUUCGCUAGGACCAGGUUGGCCGCCGACGUCGGUAAAUCCGGUGGUGAGCGUGAGUUCUCAGGUCUCGGAAACUGUCUAACCAAGAUCUUCAAAGCUGAUGGCAUCAGCGGUCUAUACAGAGGCUUCGGUGUAUCCGUCCAGGGUAUCAUCAUCUACCGUGCGGCGUACUUCGGUUUCUAUGACACAGCCCGUGGCAUGCUCCCCGAUCCCAAGAAAACUCCAUUCCUCGUCUCCUGGGGUAUCGCGCAGUGUGUGACAACCGUUGCCGGUAUCGUGUCCUAUCCCUUCGAUACCGUGCGUAGGCGCAUGAUGAUGCAGUCUGGCCGUGCUAAGACCGAGAUCUUGUACAAGAGUACCGCCCAUUGUUGGGCCACGAUCUUGAAAAGCGAGGGUAGUGGCGCCUUCUUCAAGGGUGCUUUCUCCAACGUCCUCCGUGGUACUGGUGGUGCUCUCGUAUUGGUACUCUACGACGAGAUCAAGAACCUCCUGUAAAUCAAUCCCAUGCUCCUAAGAUCUAACAGCAACAACAACAGCCCGAUAAAAUUAACAGGAACGAUAAAGAAUCUUCUCAUAUUAGUGUCUACACCAACGACAAGUGUAAAUGUUAUUUAAUUCAAGGAAUUUUCGACAGAUUAACGUUUAUAAUCCACCAAACGGUCUUCACGUCAUUGCCACACAAUCGAUGAUUUUAAGAUAAAAUAGAAUGUUUUGAUGAGAAAAAAAAAAAAAAAACUAAUGGGAUAAAGUAUCAAAAUACACAUACACGCACUCCCUAUCCGUAAUUUAAAAACUGCCCCAUAACAUCGCACCCCUUAUGCCACCACCCCAUGUCAACUCCGGUAUAUAAAAUGUCAAAAAAAUGUUGAAAAAUAAAAAAAAAAUAAAAAAAAAUAAAAUAAAAGUAAAGAAAUGGGGGGAAGGGAACAAAUUUGAACACGCUCGUCUCGACAAUUUCAUGAAUAAACUCGCGAAGCAAGAUUUAACGGGGCACGCGAGCGAGAUAUGUUUUAUACAUUCGGUAGCUGUGGAGUAAAUCACAAAGAAAUCGUUUGAAAAGUAAAGAAACGGACAAAAAAAUGCAAUUCGUUUAAGUUAUUGCCGGAUUCAGUAUUCACUCAUUCUGCGCUACCAUUCGACUACCAUUAUUCUCCUUGCCGACCGUUUUAUCGUGUAAGCUAAUUUAAACAAUGCAAAACAGUGAAAUACACGUACGAACGUAUGUGCGAUGCUAGGAUAAAUAUUUUAAACAAAAUGUAUAAAAAAAGUAAUAAAAAUAAAUCAAUUGUAAUGUAAUAAAAAGGGAAGCUGGUUGAAAAGACGCGUUUCAGCGACUUUUCUCGGCUUCUCGCGAAAGUGUGUGCGUUCCACGCAUUAUAGUUGAAUUUUAUGUUAAUAUUUAAACUGCAAAGUUGAUUGAGUAACAAUCGCCAGCACCACAUAGACAUAAACAUGUAAUCGAGAGAGUAUUUAUGAAAUUGGUGAUUAAUAACUAAAGCCAUGUUCGGAACUUGUGUCUUUUUGCCAUAGGCACAAGUACCGAUACAAGACUCGAUGAAAGAGACGUUGCAACAAUUGUAACAGUUAAGAGAAAGAAAGAGUAAUAAAUGGACGCGCGGCAAAUUUAAGAUCACACAAAACAAAACAUCAACAUUAACAACAAGCUUUUAAAGCCAAAAUAAUUAACGGAACGGCGAUGGCGGGGCGCGUAGACGUGGGCCGCCCCCGCCCUUCAAAUAACAAACACUUCUCGGCCCAUUGUAGAUAAUUAAAAUAAUUGAAUGAAAGUGUAACAAUUUCGUUUUUGUCGAGAAUAUGAUUGAAAAAAAUAUGUAUCUGAAGAGUUGGCUAAUCAUUGGAACAGCGGUUAAACUGAAGGAUUUUAUUUUAAUUCCGCACCUGUAAAGCUCUCAGAGAUAUUACGGUUUUCUUCUUACUUCGUGUGUACAUCAAACAAACGAAUGAUUACAGGUUCAAGAGAAAAGCGUGAAUAUUCUGUGAAUAAGAAAUGUAUACAUCUAAUCUGUUCAUGUUAAGAUGUAUGCAUGAAGGACAGAUCAAUAAAAAUCGAAACAAAAA